Astyanax mexicanus (Mexican tetra) is the source of this 2392-nucleotide messenger RNA. RefSeq names its product UDP-N-acetylglucosamine pyrophosphorylase 1 (gene uap1). Gene Ontology annotation, molecular function: UDP-N-acetylglucosamine diphosphorylase activity. The transcript has 11 exons. Bases 182 to 1738 code for a protein of 518 amino acids. Lineage: Eukaryota; Metazoa; Chordata; Actinopteri; Characiformes; Acestrorhamphidae. The record is from RefSeq and is a predicted model, not a curated record. Gene Ontology annotation, biological process: UDP-N-acetylglucosamine biosynthetic process.
CCCCUCAGAUGCGGACACACUCCCAUCUCGCUCCUUCCCCUCGUAAUAAUCAAUGUCAGAGAAGCCCGAGUCUCACGCAGAUUCCCAUCAGCGAUACUGCGACCUCUUGAGCUCUGGAGAAGGACGACAGCGAGGAGGGAUGAGUCCUGUUCCAGUGGAGUGAGAUCUGACCCUGUGAGACAUGGACAUUAGCAGACUCACACAGAGACUUGCUGAGGCUGGGCAGUCCCACCUCCUGCAGUUCUGGGACCAGCUCAGCCCUGAAGAACAAGCUGACCUGGUCUCUGAUCUGGAGAACAUGGACUUUAAAGAGAUCAACUGCUUUUUUACGAAUGCUAUGAAGACUUCUACCCAGACCAAGCAGGACAAUGUGGACACCAGAAUGGAGCCAGUGCCGCGGGAGAUCCUGGGCAGUGUGACCCGAGAUCGAGAGUCUCUGAAAGACUGGGAGGAGGAAGGCCUGCACUGUAUCUCUCAGAACAAAGUAGCAGUUCUACUGCUGGCUGGAGGUCAGGGAACACGACUAGGGGUUCCAUACCCCAAAGGCAUGUACGACGUAGGCCUGCCAUCCCACAAAACCCUCUUUCAGAUCCAGGCCGAGCGCAUCCUGAAACUGGAGCAACUAGCAGAGAACAAUCACAAGACGAAGUGCUGCAUUCCAUGGUACAUUAUGACGAGUGGCAGAACAAUGGACUCCACUAAAGAGUUCUUCUCCAAACACAAGUAUUUCGGCCUUAAAGAAGAGAACGUCAUAUUCUUUCAGCAAGGCAUGCUUCCAGCCAUGGACUUCAAUGGAAAAAUUAUACUUGAGGACAAAGGGAAACUGGCCAUGGCACCAGAUGGCAAUGGAGGUCUUUACAGAUCACUGGCAGCAAAUAAGAUUGUGGAAGACAUGGAGAGGAGAGGCAUCUCCUACAUUUAUGUCUACUGCGUGGACAAUAUCCUGGUGAAAGUGGCAGACCCAGCCUUUAUUGGUUUUUGUGUGCGUAAGGGAGCAGACUGUGGUGCGAAGGUUGUGGAGAAAACCAAUCCGACUGAGGCAGUGGGUGUGGUCUGUAAAGUGGAUGGGCGUUACCAAGUGGUUGAGUACAGUGAAAUCACAUUGUCCACAGCAGAAAAGCGGAGCAGCGACGGCCGGUUAUUGUUCAGUGCCAGCAAUGUAGCUAAUCAUUUCUUCAGCCUUCCCUUCCUGAAAGAUGUCGUCAAUAUGCAUGAGCCGCAGUUGCAGCACCAUGUGGCCCAGAAGAAAAUCCCCUUUGUGGACACUCGAGGACAGCUAAUUUCACCUGACAAACCCAACGGAAUUAAGAUGGAAAAAUUUGUUUUCGACAUUUUCCAAUUUGCCAAGAUGUUUGUGGUGUACGAGGUGCUGAGGGAGGAUGAGUUUUCUCCUCUGAAGAAUGCAGACAGUCAGGAGGGGAAGGAUAACCCCACCACCGCUCGACAAGCACUCAUGUCCCUGCACCACCGCUGGAUCCUCAACGCAGGCGGACAUUUUAUUGACGAAAAUGGAACGCGCCUGCCUGCUAUUCCCAGACACGGACCAGCAGGGACACACACACCUGAUGGCAGCCAGAAUCUGAAGGACGGCACUGACCUGCCAAUCAAAUGUGAGAUCUCUCCACUUGUGUCCUAUGGAGGAGAGGGACUGGAGGAUCUUGUGAAAGGCAGAGAAUUCCACCCUGCACUGAUCAUCGAUGAAAGCGAUGUCCAUGAGCAAGUGAGAAACGGACUGUAAACUGCAAGCUGGCUGCUGUGCUGUUUGGAAGCAAUUUUCAUCUCCUUCGACUUUCUUCCUGCCAGGCUGAAAGGACUGUGACAUUCUAGUGCAAUAAUAUGAAGGAAGUUAUUUAUUUUGCUAAAACAUAUUUUUAUAUCAAUUCCUUCCGUUUCUUAGAAUGGGGAUAUGUGUUGUAGCUGUUAAUUUAUAUGUGUACACACCUUUGGAAUAAAUGAAUGAAUGUGAUGCAAUGAAAAGUAUGGUACAUGGGUUAAAAAAAAAAAAAGCUUUCGGUACAGACCGUGUGGUUCUCUGAAUUGGUGCAGCUCAUCAUCAGGGCUUUACCACAUCUGAAAUUAUGUUCCAAGACACUGAUUAAGUUUAGGGGUAAAUGCUUUGUGCCUCUUUGUUUUCUGUUUUUAUACGCUGAUUCUUUACUUUGUUUAAAUGUUCUUCAUAGGAAGGACACACUUGUUCUGACAAGUAUGCAAAGUUGUUGUUUUUUUCUGUUUUUUUUUUUGUUUUUUACAAAUAAAUGAUUGUUGGCUUUGUUUCUGUUAUCAAAUAACAGAAUCGUACAAAGUAGAAAAUGGUUAAAUAGAAUUUCUAGCAUGAGAACUACUGUAAACUCCUCCUGUCUGAUCAAUCUUUUCACAAAUAAAUAAGUAAAUA